GGCUCCUCCCCCCCCUGCUGGGACCAACAAACAAACCACUGGCUGCUCCCCCCCAUCCUGUCCAUCUGCUGCUGCAGGCGAGGUGAGAGGCACCAGGCUGCUGAGCGCCUCGGACACAUGAUCCAGUUAAUGUGUUAUCUGCACAAAUAUUUGGAGAGCGGAGGAAGCGUGCGGGGGAGAACACAGAGUGUCCUGCAUGACAGACCAGCCCCGUACAGACACCACCAUGAUCGGACUCUCUGCCCUCUGCGCCAUCACGCUCGUGGCUGCAGCUGUCCGCAGUCCUCUCAAUGACUACCAGCGGUCCAAGGCAGCCGAGCUGGUCCACCUGCAGGAGGGAACCUAUCGGGAGGAGAGAAAGCAGGAGGUCCAUCUGUGUGCCAAGAUGUGCUCUGAGCUCCUGGACUGCAGGUCUUUUGAUUACAACUUGAUGACGCACAGCUGCCGCCUGCUGCCGUGGACCCAGAACUCCGCCAAUGUGGCUCUACAGAAGAACAUCAACUAUGAUGUGUAUCAGAAGAAAGUCUUGUUAUUAUACUGUGCCCUGGACAUAAUCCCCCCCCCACACACACACACUGACCGUCCUGUUAUUAUAUUGUGCCCUGUACAUAAUCCCCCCCCACACACACACACACUGACAGUUAUUACGCUCCCAUUGUACUGUACUCUUGACAUGAUUUCUCUUCCCUUCUCCAUACGGCACUUCUGUGAAGCAGAGAAGCAGCGAUUACAGAAUGUACCUAUAAUGAGUAACUGUUUCAUGGGGCGUGGAGAGGGCUACCGCGGAAAGGCCUCUAUGACAACCUCAGGGAUUCCCUGCCAGCGAUGGGACUCGCAGACUCCGCACAAACACCGGUUCCUGCCUGAGAAAUACCCCUGCAAAGGACUGGAAGAGAAUUAUUGCAGAAAUCCAGAUGGAUCAGAAGCCCCCUGGUGUUUCACCACCAACCCUAACAUGAGAGUGGCCUACUGCUUCCAGAUCAAACGCUGCCCGGACGAUGUUCCAGAUGCCACAGGUUGUUUCACAGGAAAUGGGGAGACCUAUGACGGGCGUGCGAACAAGACGAGGAAGGGGAUCCCGUGUAGUUACUGGAGUGAGAAAUCCAAAGACCCUCACAGACUGCAGGAGAACUACUGCCGCAACCCAGACGGGGACAGCCACGGCCCCUGGUGCUACACAAAGGACCCCAACACUCCAUUUGACUACUGCGCUAUCAAACUGUGCGAUGGGGAGACUCCACCUGGGCUAAAGGAAGCGGAAAGUAUUAAGUUUGAUUCAUGCGGUAAAAGAUAUGAGAAACCUGUGGUGAAGGCGAGAAUAGUGGGCGGUUCGCCUGGAAACUCGCCCUGGACCAUCAGCUUGCGUAACCGACAGGGCGACCAUUUCUGCGGGGGAUCCCUGGUAAAGGAGGAUUGGGUUAUCAGCACACGACAAUGCUUCUCUUCCUGUGACGCUGACCUCUCCGGAUAUCAGGCUAUGGUGGGUACACUCUUCACUAACCCUAAAGCUACUGAUCCUGAUAAACAGUCUGUGGCCAUCAGCCAGAUCAUGUGUGGUCCAUCGGACUCCAGCCUGGUGAUGCUGAAGCUAGAAAGGCCGGUGACCCUGAACAGCAGAGUGGCGCUGAUAUGUCUGCCUCCUGAGAGAUACAUCGUGCCUGAUGACACCCAGUGUGAGAUCGCCGGCUGGGGGGACACACAAGGUACCGGGCAUGAAAACGUCCUGAAGAUCGCUAAGUUCCGAGUGAUGAAUCACGAGGACUGUAACGUCGCCCAUAAAAACCGGGUGCGCGACAGCGAGAUCUGCACCAAGCCCACGGCUGUGGAUGUAGGGGCGUGUGAGGGGGAUUACGGCGGCCCGCUCGCCUGCCUGACUCAUGACUGCUACGUAUUGGAGGGCGUUAUUAUACCAGCGCGUGGCUGCGGCAAGAAGAAUGUGCCAGCCAUAUUCACCCGGGUAUCUGUCUACGUGGACUGGAUCUACAAGGUCAUGAGGAUGAUCUGAUGGAACCGGUGCAAUGUGCUUCACCAGCCAUGUAAUUACUGUGAAUAAAGAUGGAUUCCGCCGGGGUGGGGGGUGAGUGCGGCUGGCCUGUGGCGGGAAUCCAUACGGGGGUCUUGUAAAUAAUCUCAUAGUGAUCAUUAAGCAGCAGGUUUUUACUUUUUACCCCUCAUACAAAGCAUCCGUUCAGUUAUCUGCUCUUUCCCCAGCAGUCCAGGUGCUCAGGAUUCCCUCGCUUAGGUGAAUCUGUGUCGGUAAUUCCCGCAGUCUGGGCUGUGCGGUCGGCAUAUAUACGAAUCCCACUGAGUAAUGACCUCCCUGGACGCUUCAUGUAAUGACCCAUCAGGAUAUACGCCGAAAACCCCCAAAACAAAUGGUUACAACCUGUGUGUUUUAGAAGAAGCUCCGGAUCCUGAGAACGGAACGGAUGAGACGUGGGCUGCCGCCGUGACUGUUACAGAGGGGCCACGUGGCGCUGACACGCUACUAAGACGUGUUGUAGAAAUGUAAAUAAGCGUUCCAGUCCCGUGUAAAACGCACUCGUCACUCUGACUUAUUUACUGCUGUUUUCUAAUAAAGAUUUUUUUAAAGAAAAAAAAA
Messenger RNA from Pseudophryne corroboree (corroboree frog), 2602 nucleotides. RefSeq names its product macrophage stimulating 1 (gene MST1). The record is from RefSeq and is a predicted model, not a curated record. The coding region runs from base 197 to 2005 and encodes 602 amino acids. The transcript is spliced from 15 exons. Gene Ontology annotation, biological process: proteolysis; regulation of receptor signaling pathway via JAK-STAT. NCBI's taxonomy places the organism in Eukaryota, Metazoa, Chordata, Amphibia, Anura, Myobatrachidae. Gene Ontology annotation, molecular function: receptor tyrosine kinase binding; serine-type endopeptidase activity.